Molecule: messenger RNA, 618 nt
Organism: Durusdinium trenchii
Lineage: Eukaryota; Dinophyceae; Suessiales; Symbiodiniaceae
Source: the annotation of a GenBank genome assembly
AUGUGUCCACUGCUUCCAGUGGUUUUCGGACCUGAAGCAGCUGGAAGAACACCAAAGCUCUUCCGAGCACCUGGGCACUUUGGAGCCGCUCACGGUCCAGAGACCCAAGAGCAUGUGGAGGAGCCACUCGCCCUGCUCGAUGAGAAUGAGGAGCUCGAUGAGGAGGGGCCGCCCGAGGAAGCCGCGGUUUCCAUGAGGCGCACGGAGUUGCGAAACAAGCAGGCCAAACUACAGGCGCAAAAAGCCACGCUGGAAGAGGAGGUUCGAAAGUUGGAGUUGCAGCUGCAGGAGUUGCAGGGCGAGGAUCCGCGAAACUUGCUGGAGGCUGAGAAGAUGGUCUCUCCGGCCGUGGAGCCAAAAAAGCUGCGAGAAGUGUGCGGGGGUUUUCAAGCACUGGAGAUGUUGGGAGAUGUAAGCAGACAAAAGAAGCAGAUGCAUGAAGAUGUUGGGGAAAAACCGUGGAGAUGUUGGGAAAACUGUAGUGUGAAUCUGGCCAUCUGGCCAUCUGGCCCAUACGAGCUUCUUCAGUUCGCCGAACCGACGAACCGCGGCCGUCCGCCGUCGCGAACCUUUCGGUCGGCGGCCCAGGCAACGACCGAACCCCGGGACACUCCCUGA